AUGUCUCUGGAAACACCUUUGGAUCUAUUGAAACUUAACCUAGACGAAAAAGUGUAUGUCAAACUACGUGGAGCUAGAGAGUUAACAGGCACCCUGCAGGCGUUUGAUUCGCAUUGCAACAUAGUGCUGAGCGACGCGGUCGAAACUAUCUAUGAACUUGUGUCCGGAGAGUUGAAGUCGACAGAAAAGAGUUCGGAGAUGAUAUUUGUAAGAGGAGACAGUGUGACACUGAUAACAACACCCUCUGAUGACGAGUAA
Molecule: messenger RNA, 258 nt
Organism: Torulaspora globosa
Lineage: Eukaryota; Fungi; Ascomycota; Saccharomycetes; Saccharomycetales; Saccharomycetaceae
Gene: LSM3
Product: U4/U6-U5 snRNP complex subunit LSM3
Exons: 1
Coding region: 1-258 (85 amino acids)
Biological process (GO): P-body assembly; mRNA splicing, via spliceosome
Cellular component (GO): catalytic step 2 spliceosome; precatalytic spliceosome; P-body
Molecular function (GO): RNA binding
Source: RefSeq, a predicted model, not a curated record